CCUGUUAAAGCGAUACAGUAAAGGGGUGACAUUGCAGUAGCUUAAUACGUACAAAUAACCACUCUGCAACAUUUGCACCAUCUGAACUGACUCAAAUAAUGCAGUAGUUUCUAUAAAUGGCACAUAUUUUAUGUUAUAGACUGUGGUUGCAGCCGGCUCUUUGCAGCGGAAGGAUGGAGUAGCGUUUCUUUAAACCACGGAGUCUUUUGCAGAACGUCAUAGGGAGCCGUAAACAGUGUGUGCCUUUGCUGAGGUCAGCUAAAUUGAAACCAUUAGAGCAUUAGAGUGUUGCUGCAGUGGAAAUACGAGGCUUGAUGUCAUUGGACGCGUUUUAUAUGUGUGUGUGUUCGCAAAAAAAAAAAAAAAACGAGUAUUAACUAAUAUCAGAUUAGACUGCUCAGAUGAUUCUACGGGGCUGUUCAGAUAAUGCUACAGUGCGCUCAGGCUGCCAGGUGCUUGUAUUUCAUGCUAAGGGAUGACCACUUAUGAAUGGAAAACACCUGCAAAAAAGCAGGCUGGGCUACAACACCAUCAUAUCAUUUAUGUACCUUAUAAUCACAAUAGACUGUUUAUAUUAGCUAUCUUAGGCCCACUUUAUGACUGUAUUAAGAUAGGCUGUUUAUCGAUAGGUCCGUGAUUUUAAUUUAAAGUAAUUUAAAUUUUGAGUAAUUCAAAGACUCAGCAUCUUAUUCAUCAUUAAUAUUUCAACCUGUGCCUUGUGAUUGAGGUAUUUAGGUGAGGAGUCAUACAACGUUCACGCAUUCCCACUUACACCAACGAACCAAUCCCUUCACACUAUAGGCGGUCCUUUCCCUUUCUUUCUACACUAUGUUCCCUCCCAUCCAUGCCCCCUCCUUUCUGCUCUUAUCACCGUUUCCUUAUUGCUUUCCCUAGGAAGAUAGGACUGUGCUGAAUGCAAUGCAAUUUUGCCCUGUGUUCCAUUAGCUUAACAGCCCAAAAGCAUGGCCACCGCGCUGGACUGUCAUCAGUUGUAUUGCUGCCGUGGCUUCUCUGUUUUCUCUUAUCAACGCAGACCAAUGGAAUUAUUAACCUUUGUUUUUAGCUUGUUAUAAACAGCCCAUUCUGCAGUCACCAGCGACACCGAUAACCAAUCAAUAUCGAUAGAGUAUUUAAAAGGGAUAUAGCCAUAAGGCAACACGUCGAGGAGAGGCUGGAAUUAUGAAGCGCUGUCACCAUGUCUAAAGCCACAGUGAAGAAGCUGCACUGGCGCUCAAAAGUGCAGGAGAGCUUUGUCCCCCUGGGCGGAGCCUCGGGGGAACUGGGCCUCGCCAUUGGUGGUGGGGCCGACUACGGAGAGUUCCCAUUCGUCACCGCAGCCCCCGGAGGCGGAGCCACCGUGGGUGACAUCAUCCUGGAGAUUGGCGGCACUCCUGUCCUGGGAAUGACCCUUGGAGAUGUGCGAGGGGUUCUCAAUUCCUGCCCGCAUCCCAUCCGCAUUAAGACCGUCUCCCCAGGCUCCACUCUAUGUAAGGACCUGAGGCUGUAUCUCAGUAAGUGUUUCACUCCGGGCUCAAUGGACAGUCAGCUCCAGCAAGUCAUCCGAGAAAACCUCUAUCUGCGGGCUGUUCCCUGCACCACCAGGCAGCCGCGGGAUGGGGAGAUCUCGGGGGUGGACUACAACUUCGUCUCCAUCGAGGAGUUCUUCUCUCUAGAGGAGUCUGGCGCUCUUCUUGAGAGUGGCAAGUUCAAGGGAAACUACUACGGCACACCCAGACCUGUCCACAUAGGUCCAGAGAGUCCCCCCAUCACAUAUCAGGAGCACCGCAACCUACUGAGAAACUUCCGAACUCGCAGCAAGUCCCUAAGCAACCUGGAGAAGGCUGUGGAGGAAGGGGAGAACAGCGAGGAAGACUCCGGACUGUCAGCAGGCUCUGCGGGAGCGAGCAGUGCCCCCACCACCAUCCUGUCCCCCAACCAGACGUGGGACCCCAGCAGCAGGGAUGGCAGCGGCCCAGAGAACGGGGCCAGAGGAGGAGUGCUGCCCGAAAACUGGGAGAUGGCCUUCAGUGACUCAGGGGAGCCAUACUACAUAGAUCAUAACUCAAAGACAACCAGCUGGCUGGACCCCCGAGCACAGAGCAAAGAGAUCGUCAGCAAGACCGAGUUGCCUGCGUUCACGGACCAGCCGUCGGAGCUAAAGGGCUUUUCCAUCCACACGCGGCUGUCCAAAGGGCCCAGGGGCUUCGGCUUCAAUAUUGUGGGUGGCAGCAGGCCCCGGGAGUUCCUGCAGGUGUACAGCGUCACACCUGGAGGCCCAUCUGCUCUCAAGACAGCGGACAUCCUGGCCUACAUCAGCGACACGUGCGUGCUGGGCUUCUCCCACAAGGAGGUGGUGGAGAUGCUCAAGUCCGUGCCCAUGGGCCAGAGCGUGGACGUGGUGGUGAGGCGGGGCUACCCCAUGCUCUACAACCCCGACGGCUGCCCCAAGAACCCCCAGCAGCUGACUACCCCUCCGGACCCCGGCUUUGCCCACGUGCCCGGGGCGGCGCAAUCCCAGAACCACCCCUCAGAGGCCCGCCGUCACCAGAUCGGUCGCCUCAGCAUGAACCGGUCCCAGUCGCAACACAACGGCAUCUACCCCAGAGCGCAGGGCGGUGGGUCCCCGCUGGAUGCCAACGGCAAUGCACCAGGGUAUGGCGUGGCGCCACCCUUGUAUAGUCUCAUCAACGGGAACCCUUUGGGGGGGCCCCCAGGCCGGCAGCACGGGGGCGCUGUGCCCCCCCCACCACCUGAACGCAUGUCCUCCAGCCACAGCGACACUGAGGUGGCCUCGGUCGGGGGUUCUAAAAGAGGGUCACUGAUCCGGAACUACAACAACAACUCCCUCCCUGCUCCCAGGCUCCUGCACCAGAGCUCCAAGUCUUCAGAGAGUGACCUCUCCACCUCGGCCACGCUGCCCAGCGCCAAGCUUCCGCUGCCCCAGGCCGAGGUCGGCAACACCUCCACGCCGGGGGCGCCUAGCAACCAGCGCCCUCUCAUGCCUCAGACCUCGCUCAUCGUGACCCCGCCCACAGAGGUGCCGACUUGCGGCUUCAAUGGUUGUCCGGCCAACAGCCACCCCCGCACCAGCUCUGGCAGCCUGGCAUCUCCGGGAGCACCAGGAGGAGGAGGAGGAGGAGGAGGAGGAGGGGAGAUGGUGCCCGUGGCCCUGGGGAAGAGCGAGGGUGGGGGGAUGGGAUUUAGCGUGACGGCCGGGGGGCAGGGGGGGCAGCUGGCUCUUGUCAAGAGGGUGUGGGACAGGCGGCAAUGCCCCUCCCUGCAGGCAGGGGACGCCAUCAUCAAGAUCAAUGGUGCCGACGUUCAGAGCCUAAGCUUUGCACAGGUCCAGAGGGUGCUCCAGGAGCAUGUUGUACAAGGAGAGGUGGUUCUACUGGUUUACAGAGGAGGGCCGUGCUCUGCCGUCUCCCCAAACUUCUACAAGCGCAUCCCCCACACGCUCAGCUCGUCCUCCCUCCCCCAGACCUCUCCAGACCUGCUCUCCCCGUCCUCGGACACCACGGCGCCCACCCCCAACGCCCUCUCGCCCACUUCCCCCUCCGGCGAGGUGCCCUCCCUGGUCCAGAGCACCAGCUUCCUGGACUCCAUCCCCGUCACCCUCACACUGGAGCCACGGGACUGGUUAGGGGAGGAGGUGGGCGGUAGCGGCGGUGGUGGUGGUGCUGCCUCGCGGGUGGCGUCGUCAGCGGCGACCCUGGGUGCGGUAUCAAAAGGCCAGCCGGCAGACGGGAGAGGGGGCCACCCAUCCAAGGCCCUGGAGGUGGAGCUCAGGAGGAGACCUGGCGAAGGAUUUGGCUUCGUCAUUGCUUCUCACGACGUGGUGAAUGGAGCGUCCGCCCUGCUGUCCCACCGGUUUGUGACGGUGCGCCGGGGCAGCCCCGCGGCGCGUAGCGGCCAGAUCCAGCCGGGUGAUGAGCUGGAGGCGGUGGAGGGACGCUCGGUGGUGUCGCUGCCUCACAGGGACCUCGCCCAGAUCUUGCGCCGUGCCGGCAACACCCUACGCCUUACCAUCAUCCCUCGCUCCAACACGAACACCGCUAACUUGCCAGAGUACGCAGACAUUGACUCUGAUCACAGGUCAAGGAAAGGUCACCGAUCCAGGUCGAAGUCAGACUCCAGGUAUUACAAUGUGGAUUUGGAGCGCGGACCCACAGGUUUCGGCUUCAGCCUGCGGGGGGGCAGUGAGUACAACAUGGGCCUCUAUGUGCUGGGCCUCAUGGAGGGGGGGCCAGCCUCACGCAGCCAGAAGAUACAGGUGAGUGACCAGCUGGUGGAGAUCAAUGGGGACAGCACAGCGGGGAUGACCCACAGCCAGGCGGUGGAGCAGAUACGCAAGGGGGGACACCGGAUACACCUGGUGCUCAAGAGGGGAAACGGCUAUGUGCCCGACUACGUGGAGCUGUCCAGCCUAUCUCUCUGUAUGACCAACUCCAAGCAGGACCGUGAAGUUGGAGCAGCCUCCCCCUCCUUCUCAGUGUUCACCGAGGAGCCGGGUGUGGCUGCAGUAGAUGAGCGCCACUUGCUGUCCAGGGCCAGGUCGGCUGGGACGGUGGACGGCAGAGAUAGGGGGGACAGGGAGGCCAGGAAAGGCGUGGGAGGGAGUCACAGGGGCUGGGGGGGAGGAGGAGGAGGAGGAGACGAGGGGAGAGAGGGGGGCCGCACUCCAGAUACUGACCUGGACUUGGAGAAGGAGAGCCUAGCGACGACACACAGGGAGGCCGGGAGGGAGGCGAGGGAAAGGGAGAGGGAGAGGGAGAGACACACACAGAGUUUACCCAGGAACGCGCAUAGGGGCUGGGAGGAGCACAGUGGUGUGGAGGGUCACUCAAGGAGGGAGAGGGACAAGGCCAGGGCCAGGGAGAAGAGCAAGAGUCUGGCGGACAAACGCAGGAGAGAGAGGGAGGAGCAGGGACGAAUCUCGAGAGCGUCAUUGCCAACAGAGCAGGAGGAGGUGGAGGAACAGGGAAGGGAGGACGCGAGGAGGGACAAGAGAGAGAAGGAGGAAUGGAAAGGUGACGCAGAGGAGUGUGAGAGAGAAAGAGAGAGAGAGAGGGAGCAUCAGAAAGAGAAAGAGAGGGAGAAAGAAAGAGAGAGGGACAGGAAGAAAAUAGAAGAGAAGGAGAGGAGGAAAGAGAGGAGGAGGCGAAAGGAAAGCGUUCCGGUGGAAGAGCCCAUGGAGACGGCUGUGGCAGCGCCGGCCUCGGCAGACAAAGCCGCAUUCUCCUUCCUCAUGCCGCUUGAUGCCGGCGCUUCCGACGGCGAGUCGCUAGCCGGCCUCUCGGAGAUCAGCGUGUCGGCCGCCAGCAUAUCGGGCGUGUCCCUGGCCGACGGGGUCGAGCUCGGGCACGAGGGGCCCCAGCGGAGCCUGCUGUCCCCCGGCCCAUGGCUCAAGCCCAGCCAGCAGAAACUCUCUCAGGUCCUGGAGAGCAGGAGGCUCUGGGGGCGCGACGGAGGUCUGUGGCUGCACUGAGUGGACUGGUGAAGCCUAGCCUUGGUCACCCCCAGAACAUACUCACUCUCUCUCUCUCUUUCUCUCUCUCAGUCUCUCUCUCUCUCUCUCUCUCUCCUAGUCUCUAGCCUUUAUUCUCUCUUUACCUCUCUGUACAGGUAUUUAGUCCUUUGGUGAAUGCUUUUAUCGAAACCGAAUUACAGCACAGAGAAAGCAUAUAAUGUGAUCUCAGAUCCUGAUGCUCAUGUACACUCUCUCACUCCUACACAUUUCUACUUGCACACCACUCUCUCUCUGUCCCUUUCUCUCUCUCGUUCUCUCUUGCAUGAACCCACUUUCAGUCACUUUCUGUUGCCGUGCUUUCUAAAAUCUAGUUCCUUAUCUCUAGUCCAUAUUAGUCAAUUAUCAGCCCAUCCCAAUCCUCUAUACAUUUCACACUCUUUAACAGUGAAACGCAUUUUUCAUUUUACAUUGGCAACUGCUGUUAUCUUCACUCAUGUGACAAGAUCAAACAAAAAUUAUGCAAAUUCAAAAAUAAGUCGCAUACAACUUUCCAGAUAUCACAAGUGUCACAGUAUGUAGUAAUACCGCCAUCUAGAGGACGAGUAAGUGUACAGAAAAAAGGCAGUACCUCUCUUUACUCUGGUUUUUAAAUCCAUGUAGCUCCCACACACAACUAAUUAAUAUUUAUAGUAUAUUAUCAUUAUUUGCUUAUUUUAAAGCAUGGAUCGAUUUUAUAUUUCAUGUUAUUUUGAUCAGUGUUACUUUGCUUGAUUUCUAUCUGUUUGCUUUUAUUGUUAAGUGUGGAUACUAAGCAGAGGAAAUAUUUAUACCAUUUAUUAGCUGCUUGCUUGCUUUGGAUUGUAACCUUUCUUCCCCUGAAUGAGUAGAUGUAGAAGGUUCUAGAGGGCGAGGAGCUGAGAGUGAAAGUACUGUUAAAGAGGCUAGUGCUCAGUCCCUAACCUCUUCUGGUGCCUUUUGCUUCUUUAACUGGUGUUUACCAAAAAAAAAAAACAACAUCAUAAAAACAGAAAACAACAAUGCGAAGAGAAAGUGUAUAUCACAGCAUACUUUUACCACACAGUGUCAUAUCCUCUAGCUUUGCAAGAUGGAGUAAAACCGCAUAAUCCACUGUCCUACAAAUUCAGUGACGUGAAUGAGAAUUCAUUACAAGUGCCUCAUGCGAUAGUCCUUUACAUGUCCAUCACUGGGGGGGGGGGGGGG
Molecule: messenger RNA, 6691 nt
Organism: Clupea harengus (Atlantic herring)
Lineage: Eukaryota; Metazoa; Chordata; Actinopteri; Clupeiformes; Clupeidae
Gene: magixa
Product: MAGI family member, X-linked a
Biological process (GO): signal transduction
Cellular component (GO): cytoplasm; cell-cell junction
Molecular function (GO): protein binding
Source: RefSeq, a predicted model, not a curated record